Molecule: messenger RNA, 632 nt
Organism: Oncorhynchus gorbuscha (pink salmon)
Lineage: Eukaryota; Metazoa; Chordata; Actinopteri; Salmoniformes; Salmonidae
Gene: scpp7
Product: secretory calcium-binding phosphoprotein 7
Exons: 9
Coding region: 81-389 (102 amino acids)
Source: RefSeq, a predicted model, not a curated record
UCUCUCCCUCAGACAUCAUAUCCUUCUUCAGCAAUCCUUUGAUUCUCUUGUGGUGCUGCACUACUAAAGAAUCCUUCAAGAUGAAAACCUUCAUUCUGAUCGCCUGCAUCCUGGGGACUGCUCUCGGCCGCCCUCAAAGGCUGGUCAUGGAGUUUGACUUCCAGGCUGCCAACGCUCAGGCUCUCCAAGCUGGACAAGCCAGACCUGAUCUAGAGAUUAUCCUUCCUGUUGGUGGUGGAGUACCUUCAGGUGGUUUCAUCAAACAGGAGAUCCCCCAGCCACUCGGCCAGGAGAGCGUUGAGAUCUACCACCCCUUCAGCAUCCAGGUUGCCCCACCUCCGCCUGCUGCACCUGCCCAUACUCAUACAUCCGAUGAGGAAGACGAUUAGAGAUAUUACCAAUACUUGGAGAUCUACAAUACCCUUUGAUGAACAACGAUGUCCUUCAACUCCACAGCUGCUUUUAGUGUCCUAGAUUGAUUCAGUAAAUGCAAUGCUUAACCCAGCAAUAAACAUAGCGUAACAUGGUGCUUAACCGAUGGCUUGAUGCAUGAAAGCUGUGUGUAAUUGUUUGUACUUGGCAGAAGAAUGUUAAUUAAAAAAAAACAGAAUGUUUUGCCAACCUUCUCCAUA